Molecule: messenger RNA, 2763 nt
Organism: Lycium barbarum (goji berry)
Lineage: Eukaryota; Viridiplantae; Streptophyta; Magnoliopsida; Solanales; Solanaceae
Exons: 8
Coding region: 16-1683 (555 amino acids)
Source: RefSeq, a predicted model, not a curated record
GUCGUGCGCAGUCAAAUGGGUUCAUGUAAAUUGAAACGGAGGGAGUAUCAAAUGUUGGGACCCUCCGCUCUCUUAUUUAUUAAAAAAACGCGGCAUUUAACAAAAAAAAGGCUUUUUGUUUCCCUCUUUUUUUUUUUUUCACCCAAAAUAUUUCUCACUCUAGCAGAAGAGAAAAUUAUUUCCCUCAUCUAUUUGCCUCUUUCUCACUCCGAUGAUAAAGAAACUGAUCGUUUUGUUUUAAUAGGAUUGCCAAUAUAUUCAAAGCCGGCAGGAUUAGUUUGUGGACCUUCUGUCAUUGCACUGUUAGCUGCGUUUUUCCACAUAUCAAGGUGGAGCUAUGGCGAAAACCAAGCGUUUCAAGAACUUGCAAAAGUCUGUUCAGUCAUUGCCUCCUUCACAACAUGGUACAAGAUAUCAAGCUCCUCCAUUUCAGGCCACAUCACAGUCAACUCCUUCAUUUUCGGCCACAAGACAGCGAACUCCUUUAUUUCAGUUCACAAGGCAGCAAGUUCCUUUAUUUCAAGCCAAUCAUUUCCAACUCCUUCAUUUGAAGCCACAUCACUGCCAACUCCUUCAUUUCAGAGCACAAGAUAUCAAGCUCCUUCAUUUCAGGCCACAUCACAACCAUCUGCUUUACAGGCACCUUCUGUUGGUCUCACACCACCACAAAAGACAUUCAAUAAGCGCAAACGUGAGUCUACACAUCAUUGGACUGUGGAUGCAAUAGAUUCACAAGGAAAUACCAAAAAGCUCAAAGUGAAGAAAAUAGAAGUGUUAAAUUUACCUCGGGGGGAACGUAUUGUGGUUCCGUUUGAUUUCCUGGAUCCAAUAGACGAAGCACAAGGCGUUCUCGCAGGCUUUUGUGGUAUUUUAGCAACUGACUGUUCCAUAUUUCCAAUUAGCUUUGAUAAAUGGCCGGAUAUGCCUCAAUCAUAUUUCAACGACUGCUUUGAUAACAUUAACGCUAAGCUGGAGGAUUGGAGACAUACCUUGGAGUCUAAAGGAUUUAAGCUGAGUAGGACCAAGACAGAGUACUUAGAGUGUAAGUUCAGUGAGACACCUCAGGAGGUUGGCGUCGAAGUUAGGCUUGGUGCUCAGGCCAUCCAAAAGAAAAGUAGUUUCAAGUACCUUGGGUCUAUCAUGCAAGGCAACGGGGAGAUUGACGAUGAUGUCACACAUCGUAUUGGGGUAGGGUGGAUGAAAUGGAGGCUAGCUUCUGGAGUGUUAUGUGACAAGAAGGUGCCACCACAACUCAAGGGCAAGUUCUACAGAGUGGUGGUUAGACCGGCUAUGUUGUAUGGGGCGGAGUGUUGGCCAGUUAAGAUCUCUCACGUUCAAAAGAUGAAAGUUGCCGAGAUGAGAAUGUUGAGAUGGAUGUGUGGGCACACUAGGAGUGACAGGAUUAGAAAUGAGGCUAUUCGGGAUAAGGUGGGAGUGGCCUCGGUGGAAGACAAGAUGCGGGAAAUGCGACUGAGAUGGUUUGGGCAUGUGAAGAGGAGAGACAUAGAUGCCCCAGUGCGGAGGUGUGAGAGGUUAGCCAUGGAUGGUUUCAGAAGAGGUAGGGGUAGGCCAAAGAAAUAUUGGGGAGAGGUGAUUAGACAGGACAUGACGCAGUUACAGCUUACCGAGGACAUGACCUUAGAUAGGAGGGUGUGGAGGACCCACAUUAGGGUAGAAGGCUAGUAGAUAAGUUUCGUUAUCUUCCCUUAUUAGUAGGUGCAUUAGCGCAUUAUAAUUUCUUGUGCUCUGAUUUAUGUUAUUAUUUGCUACUUUCUAUACUUUGAUUACUCUAUUUUAUCUGUGCCGCUGUCGUUAUUUGCAUUUUCAUAUCGCUUUGAAUUCCUUGAUUAUCCUGUUUUACUGUGUCGCUUGCAUUGUUUCAUUGCAAUAUCGUUUUGAAUCUUUUAACCCUAUCUGACUCCCUUUUUAUGCUUCAUUUGAGCCGAGGGUCUCUCGGAAACAGCCAUCCUACCUUGGUAGGAGUAAGGUCUGCGUACAUUCUAUCCUCCCCAGACCCCACGAUGUGGGAUUUCACUGGGUUGUUGUUGUUGUUGUAAGCUCUAUAAUUUUUCAACCAUAUCUUUAUUUUAUAUCUUUCGACUUUAUAUUUGCAUGUAAAAGAUAAACUAACCAAUUUUUAUUUUCAAAGCCCCACUUUCAUUUUAUGACAACUGAGGAUGUUGCACGGCUAUAUGCUUAUCGCUCUAUUGAAAAGAAAUGGGCUGGAAAUAGGCAGGCCUUGUGGAAUGAGUUCAAAGACCCACUUAAGACCAAAGAUGAGAUCAGGAAUAAUGUUCCAGAAGGUAUAGCUCGGGAUUAGUGGGCUUCUUUUGUGAACUACCGUUUAAGAGACAAUACUCAGAAAAUGUGUAAAACAAAUGCUGAAAAUCGAAAAAAGCAAACAGUUCCACACACCGGUGGCUCAAAGCCGAACUCUAGAAGAAGGGCUGAAAUGUUUGCUGAGGUGGGGAGAAGGCCUGGACGAGCACAACUUUAUCUUGCUACACACAAGAAACAAGAUGGAUUAUAUGUAAAUGAGGAGGCAAAAGAAAUAUGUCCGAGUGACGCAGAUAGCAGCUAGCGGACCCAUGGAUGCAAGAAGAUUUCUAGCUCUAGUAAUCCUGUAAUAUGAUUAGUUGACUAAAGUGGAUUUGUGACAAUUUGGGUGAUGACAUUUACUUAGUAUUUUGUGUGGUUAAUAGAAUGUUGAUAUUCUGGUUUUAAGUUUUAAAUAUAUUCAGGCUUUAAGUGGAUCUGUGACAA